Molecule: messenger RNA, 876 nt
Organism: Vicia faba (fava bean)
Lineage: Eukaryota; Viridiplantae; Streptophyta; Magnoliopsida; Fabales; Fabaceae
Source: the annotation of a GenBank genome assembly
AUGGCUUCUUCCUUGGACAUGUCGCUUGAUGAUAGAAUUAAGAACAGGACUAACAGAGGCAGAGGCAGAGGACGUGGCAAAUCCCUUUCUGGCCGUGGAAGUGGGACUCUGGGAGGUGGAAGAAGGACUGGUGCUGUUAAUGGUAGAAGAAUGACUGGUCCUGGUAAUGGUGGAAGAGCAACUGGUGCUGUUCGUAGAGGCCCACUUAUGGUCAACACUCGCCCAUCAUCUUAUGCUAUUGCCAAGUCUAUUCGCAGAACCAAGCCUUUUCCAUGGCGCAAUGAUUUGUUUGAGGAUAGUCUUAGAGCUGCUGGAGUACAAGGAGUAGAAGCUGAGUCGAAGUUGUAUGUUUCCAACUUGGACAGAGGAGUAACCAAUGAAGACAUAAGGGAGCUUUUCUCUGAGCUUGGAGACUUGAAGCGCUAUGCUGUUCACUAUGACAAAAAUGGACACCCAACUGGAUCAGCUGAAGUGGUCUAUAAUAGAAGAAGUGAUGCAUUUGCUGCUCUUAAACGAUAUAACAAUGUACUUUUGGAUGGAAAGCCCAUGAAAAUCGAGAUCGUUGGAGCAAAAUCAGAAUUGCCUGUUACUGCACGGGUGAAUGUAACUGGGAUGAAUGGACAGAGGAAGAGGACAGUUGUAAUGACGCCUAGAGGUGGUCGAGGUGGAGGUCCUGCUGUGUCAAAUCGCGGUGCUGGUUGGGGACGUCGAGGUGGCUCAAGGGGCGGGAGUAGCAGUGGCCGUGGCCGUGGUCGUGGCCGUCCUGGCAGGGGUGGAGGUCGUGGUCGUGGAAGAAAGGAUGGAGUUGAAAAGUCAGCUCUGCAACUUGACAUGGAACUCGAGACCUAUCAUGCAGAGGCUAUGAACAUCUCAUAA